AUGCAGACAUCUCAUCCCUCUCCUGUAGACAAAGAUAAGAAAAUUAAAAUUAUGGAUGAGUUAAUCAAAACUAAUUAAAAGCAUAUUGAUCAUCUCAAACAAACCAUCACCUAAUUAAAAAGAGUAAUUUUCAAUUAAAAUAUAGCAAUUACAAUUUGAAUAGAAGAGAAAUCAGGAUCUUGAAAAAGACAAUACUAUAUUGAAAGAUCAAAUCAAAAAGCUUCAUUCAAAACCAACAUAGCAUACUCAAUUUACAUAAACAUAAUCUGAAGUCCAUCAAUCAAAGUAAUUAUCAACUAAAGAGGAUCAAUAACUUGAUAGUGCUACAAAAAAUACUCAAAAACCUGAUAAUGAUCCUAAUAAUCUUAAGUAAUAAAUACUCAAUUAGGUAUCACCUUCAAAACAAGAUAUCAAAAAAAUUCCAAAACUUGAUCUUAAGAUUGAUAUCAAUUCAGCAUUACAAAGAUAAUAGAGUGGACCUAUUAGUAGUGUCAAAAAAUCAUAAACAUAUUUACAUGGCUUAACUAAUUCCAAAUUAAUUGAUGCGAUAAAAGAAAGAAUUCCUGAAAAAACAAAUAGGAUUGUAAUAUCUUAAAUUUAUAUCCCCUUUAGAGUCAAGUAACUGGAGAAAAAAAUAAUAGUUCAUUACGAAAAUCCUUACUAUUCAAUUUUUAGAAUAAUAAAUCUACUAUUAUUGAUAGUGAAAAUAUAGAAGAAUAAGAUAUACAAAAACGUAGAAAUUCAGAUGGAAGAUAAUAAUAGUUUUUUGAAUCUAUUGAAGAAAAUAGAGUAGAAACUAUGGAAGUCUCUGCUUUAUAAUAACCUGCCUAUAAAUUAUAUGAAAAAUUUUAUAUUAUGGGUUGUGAAAAAAAAGAAUUUUUAGAAUUUGAUAAUGAACCUAAUAUUAAAGAAGGUAUUCUACCUGCUAAUAUAUUGUUCAAGAUUGAUUCAAUGAACACGUAAUUAUCAUCCACUUUCUAUUAGUCCUGUUUAUGAAGAGAUUAUCAAUGGAUUUGUUUAUCCUUUCGGAAAUCAAGUUGAAAAAAUCAAGGUCAAUGAUUCAUUUAGAAAAUUAAAAGAGUAUCUAAAAUUCAUUAUUUCAGAAUCAUGUAUUCAGGUAAUAAAUACGAAUUAUUGGACAAAUUUUCCCUAUUUACUAUUAAAAAUCAAGAUACCACUGAAGAUUUUUCAGAACAUAUCAAUCAGAAUUUAAUGAAUCAAGCUAAUCCUGAAAAAUUGCUCUAUGGAAUUUGUUUAUCUGUCUAUGAUUUUAUUGAAACUACUCCUGAUCACAUUUAAUUAACAUUUGAAAAUAGAAAAAAACGAAUUUUCUGGAAAUACAAGAAAACUUAUUGCUUUCUUACUUAUUUUCCAUUUUAUGAAUUAUUCUAAGAUCUACUUAUUUCUAUUAUUAGUAAUAUAAAUUAUUCACAUUAUUUUUAGAUUUAAUUAAAAUCAAUAGAACUGAUAGAUACUUAAAAAAAUAUUCUGAAGAAUAUGAAGUUUUGAGGGAAGUUGAUGGUUAAUAGAUAAUACUUGUAUAUUAUAUUUUAAUAAUAAAUUUAGGAAUUUCAAGAUGAAUUGACUAAAUUUUUAAAUUUGAUAUAAACCAUUAAACCAAUGUUGGGACAUCAAUAAUUAGAAGUUCAAACAUUGGCAGGUACACUAAAGUAUAGAAUUCCUAAUCAAUUGCAAUUGGAUAUUGAAUUGAGAAUAUGGAGUGCCAAUGUCACUUUAUAAAUUUUAAAUUACAAUGAAAUCUUAACUAUAUUCUUAGCUAUGAUUUCUGAAAUCUCAAUUAUUUUUAUCUGUGAAAAAAGCAACAUCUUAACAUCUGUCAUGUAUCAAAAUUUAAUAACUAAUUAGUCAUUUUUUUCAUCACUUAGUCCAUCCAUUAGAAUGGACCUAAGGAAUCAUUUAUAAUUUACCUGAAUAAUUAUUGACUAUGAUUUAAUCACCAGUUCCAAUUAUAAUUGGAGUCAAUCUUACAGAAAAUGAUUUCAAUUUGAUGAGUCUUUCUGAUAAUUGUGAAAAUCAUUUAUUUAUAUUUUUGGAUCGUGAUAAAGAAACUAAGUUUUUAUCCAAACCAAAAAAUGUUUUAGAUUAGAUAUCCACUCCUUCUUUUGGUGGAUUAUUAAUGUAAAUAGAGAAAAUCCUUAAAACUUAGAAUAAUAUACGUAAUCCAAGGUAAGAAUGGCGUUAUAUUUAUAAAUUAGUCCAAGUAUAAGACAAGCCUCAAAUAAAUUUGAUGAUAAGAAAGCGAUUAAAUUUUACUUUGAUGACAAUGAUCAAUGUAAAAGUAAAAGGGUUCUUGAAACUUUUAAGAAAAUUAUUAAUGAUUAUAUCAUUUCUUUAUUGCCUUCUGAAAAUGAGUAAGGUGUUAAAGUAAUAAUGUUAAAAAUAAAAAAUAGACUGAACAAGGUUUAAAUUUACCAUUUAUUGAGCAUUACUUAGUAUAAGGAUCUAAUAUUAAGGAUAGAAAGUUCAUCUAAAAUCUGUUUAAAACUCAGCAUUUCUUAUAUUUUAUAUAAUAGCAUUAUUGUGAUUAAGUGUGA
This is a messenger RNA of Paramecium pentaurelia, 2555 nucleotides long. The record is from the annotation of a GenBank genome assembly. Lineage: Eukaryota; Ciliophora; Oligohymenophorea; Peniculida; Parameciidae.